CCCCUAUGAACGAUAGUCCAUACGAUAUAGCUGCAUCAUUGCGGGGGAGGGGGGGACAAUGGCGAUUACAGACUUCAGCUGUGUCUAUUAUGAGGAUGGCGACCCACUUGGAAAGCUGCUCGCCUACUCUGCGCUCCUGCCAUAUGUCCUCAUAGUGCAUCACGCAUCACGCUUCUAUUCGCGCAGGGAGGUUCAUGAAGGCGUGAUCUUGUCUGGGCUGGUCUUAAACGAAGCUGUCGCGCGAGGGCUUAAGCAUGCCCUGCGGCAUCAGCGGCCAGCAGCAACCUGCGCACGGCUAAACCUAUGCAACUCUUACGGCAUGCCGAGUUCGCACACGCAAUGCAUCGCAUUUGGGUUGGUGCUUCACACCUUCCUCUGCUUACGUCUCUUCCGCGGCAAGAGCGCGGGCACUCGUUUGACCGAGGCCUGCGAGGUGUUGCUGCUUGCUGUUGGCACCGUCCUGACGGCAGCUUCCAGAGUGUACCUGGGCUAUCACACGCUGGAGCAGGUGGCUGCGGGUGGGCUGCUGGGGGCGGUGCUAGGGGCCCUAUGUUUCUGGGCGCUAGGGUGGCGGUGCUGGGAGGGGCUGGCGGGCUGCUGGCUGGGUCGGCUGCUGCACCUGAGGGGCAGCUGGGGCCUGGCUGAUCCGCUGGCGGAGGAGGCGGAGUGGUACCGAGCGCGUGUGGUUGGCGUGCGGGGAGGAAAGGAGAAGGCGCAGUGAGGGGGAGGUGAACGUAUACCGGUAGCGCUUGUAACUGUGAAGCGCUUUUCUCAGCACGGCAGCAAAAGGUGUGCGGCGCGGGUAAGGCUUUCCUUGCCCGGCUACGGCGGCAGGCCAUGUGUGAGCGGGUUCAGGCUCAAGGAAACUGCUGCUGCUGCGAGAGGUUAGCUGGGAGUUGAGAAGAUGCAGGAUGUUGUGAGAAGUGCUAUACCGGUGAAUGCUGCCUAGCAAUACGGCAAAGAGCAGGGGUGCUCGUGGACACUGCGUGAGUGCAAGCGACAAUGCCAGCGACAAUAAUUUAAGUGGCCCAAGUAAGGUCUGGUAAUUAGUACCGGCAAAUGGGAAGACGGUUUACAGUAAGGCAUGUGCACCGCUUGUUGCUCCACGGCUAGGGCUACAGGCAGAAUGAGACCCCUCGGCGCAGUCCGCAGUAACUCCCACUCGCAAGCGGUACUUUUAGGUAUAG
Messenger RNA from Astrephomene gubernaculifera, 1187 nucleotides. NCBI's taxonomy places the organism in Eukaryota, Viridiplantae, Chlorophyta, Chlorophyceae, Chlamydomonadales, Astrephomenaceae. The record is from the annotation of a GenBank genome assembly.